CAAAUCCAUAACUCGGGUGUAUAUAAGCCUUCUCGCAUCUCCAAUCUGAGAUCGUACUCCGAGUUGAGAUCUUUUCUGCAAACAGGGGAGGAAACAGCGUCGUCGUAGAGGAGCAGCGAGAAAAGAGACAUGGAGACGGUAAGCGUCGUCGCCGAAAUGUAUUAGUUUUCCUGCAGGACUUCAUCGGAUACCGGCGGCUGAGAGAUGGGUCGGGCGACUCGGUGGCUGCGGAACCUUUGGGGCGGCGACAAGGAGAACAAGGAGACGAAGGACUGCUCCAGUUACGGUGGCGAGGCUAGGACGGAGAAGAAAAGAUGGAGCUUUAGGAAGUCAAGGACCUCCGGCGAUGUAGCGCCGGGCCAGAACGCUUCCACGGCGGCGGCAAUCGAGGCGGCGUGGUUCAAGUGUUUCUAUGCUGAAAGCGAGAAGGAGCACAGCAAGCACGCCAUCGCCGUGGCCGCGGCCACAGCUGCUGCGGCCGAUGCAGCGGUGGCCAUGGCGCGGCUCACCAGCCAUGGAGCGGGCGCUCGCGAUCAGCUGGCGGCGGUGAAGAUCCAAACUGCAUUCAGAGGCUUCUUGGCGAGGAAAGCACUCAGAGCUCUCAGAGCACUAGUCAAAUUGCAAGCACUGGUUCGAGGAUAUCUUGUUCGCAAGCAAGCCGCCAAGACUCUUCACAGCAUGCAAGCUCUGGUGAGAGCUCAGGCCACCGUCCGAGCUCAAAGAGCUCGAAACCUUCGACCGGAAAUCCGCCAUCGGAGAUCCUUAGAGAGGUCGAAAGAUCUCAUGUCGUCGUUCCAGAGAUGGAGGCUCCCGACAAGCCUCGAUAGCACCAUCAUCGACAGGAGCCCAAAGAUGGUCGAGAUCGAUGCGUCCUACCCGAAGAAGCUGAGUUCUUCUCGCCCGACUGCUGCCUCUUUCACAGAUCCAGCGGACGACAUACCUCUGCGUGGAUUCUCCUCUCAGAUUCCAGCACGAAUCUCUGUACCCAGCCGGCGAAACUUCGAAGAGAACGACUGGUACUGCAUCAACGGCGACAGGUGCCGGUGCUCAGUCACCGCACAGAGCACACCCAGAUACGUGAAUUUGUCCUGCGAUGUAGCUGCGACUCCCGUGCUCCGGCAAUCGUUGAGCGUAUCGAACUCUCCCACCUACAUGGCGAAGACGCAGUCAUCCAAGGCAAAGCUAAGGUCACAGAGCGCCGCAAAGCAGCCGCCGGAUCCGGCAGAGACGAGGAGGAGGCAGCCGUUGAGCGAGGUAAACGUGGAGGCCAGGGCUAAUGUAGCUGGCAUCGCAACGAAGAAACCACGCCCUCAAGCUCAAGAGGCUUUCAACUUCAAGAAAACAGUGAUCGGGAGGCUCGAUAGGUCCUCGGAGCUGAUGACGAAGGAGGCAGACAGGGAGGCUUACUCCCACAGAAGGUGGUAAUGCAAUGGAGGAAACCCAGUGAUUAUUUUCUCCCCUCUGGUGAUCUGUUCUGUUUUCCUGUUCGUGUGAGCAUGUUGUAUGAGAUUCUUCAUCGAAUGGUGCGAAGUGGAGCUUCAGAACAUUA
Molecule: messenger RNA, 1549 nt
Organism: Musa acuminata AAA Group (dessert banana)
Lineage: Eukaryota; Viridiplantae; Streptophyta; Magnoliopsida; Zingiberales; Musaceae
Product: protein IQ-domain 26-like
Exons: 4
Coding region: 205-1425 (406 amino acids)
Molecular function (GO): protein binding
Source: RefSeq, a predicted model, not a curated record